AUGACGACACCCAAGAAGUCAUCGUUCUCUUCGAAUUGUCGGACAAAAGAGUUGAGCAAAAUGACCGAUUUGGGAAAAUUAUACAAAAAGGUGGAACGACUCAGCAAACGAAUAUUUCACGGAGAGAAAAGUCAGUCAACUUUUGUUCCAUCGGCUCAACAACAACAAAAACAACAAAACUCUGCACAAAGUACAAGUUCAAGUAGCAACGAUCCACAAAUGCCGCAUCAACCAGUCCUAAUCAAUCCACCGUAUCCAGUACCAGUACAUUCAGGUUUCGGAACAGGAUAUCCACAGUUCCCAUAUCCCCAACAACAGCAACAACCAUAUUAUCCACCUUCAUACGGCUGGGCUUUGAAUGCUGCAGUUCCCGACACUUCGAAUUCUCAACCUGUCGCACCUCCAACUUCAAAUUUUGGCUCUCUCUCUUUAGAUGUUGGCGUCAAUAACGAAACGGCUGGUAAUGGAUACGAUAAUUUGGCAGUACACCACGACGAGAAUGAUUUUAAUAAUGAACCCAACUACUUGAGGCCUGAUCCCAAUUCCAUCAUCGAACUAAGAAAAGCUCAAUCUGACAAAUUAGAGUAUGUAAAACAGCGGGUGAUCAAUGAGGUCACAACAAUGAAUUUUAUAGUCAACGACGUGACUGAACUGGAAAAAUGGUAUGAUGCAAAAUAUCCGUACACGUUGGUUCAAGAGGACGCUAUCACUACUAAAGAAUUAGAAGAGAAAGUGCGGAAAUUAGAAGAAAGACUGAGGAGACUACGAGCAAAAAGCUCUAGUGGAGCAGGAGCACCGCCGCCAAGACCACCGCCACCACGAUCAGUGAGUCAAGAGAGCAGUACGGGUCCAUGGAUUUGUGAUCGUUGUCAGAAAGAAAAUCCUUCAUCAUCAUAUCGUUGUAAAAAGUGUCAUUUGCCCAGUCGUCGAUUUGAUCCAUCGGAAAUUGACUUUUGUGGUUGUGAGUACUGUUCACCAGGAAAUUCCGUUUGA
Molecule: messenger RNA, 993 nt
Organism: Caenorhabditis remanei
Lineage: Eukaryota; Metazoa; Nematoda; Chromadorea; Rhabditida; Rhabditidae
Exons: 5
Coding region: 1-993 (330 amino acids)
Source: RefSeq, a predicted model, not a curated record